AUGGGCACGUAUGUCCCACCGGGACAAUCGCCUCCUUUCCAGGUGGUCGAUGAUUUGCAUCAUGGAGCUUGGGUUAUUAUCACUGGGGCGCUUGGACUGGUCUUAUCGCUGGUCAGCUUCUUCAUCCGGCUCUAUGUGCGGCUCGCUUUGCAUCCGCCAUUCGCGUAUGACGAUUAUCUCCUCCUGGGAGCGACGGCCGUGGCGAUCGUGCAAGCAGCAUUGCUGUUUGACGCAGUGUCAAAUGGUUUCGGGACAUCAAUCCACCUGCUCAAGCCCGAGCAAGUGAACCAGAUCCAGACCCUCAUCACAGUUAGUGACAUUCUCUACCUAAUCACUAUCUAUAUCUCGAAAUGCUGCGUCUGCGGCAUCUAUUUCCGCCUCACGCCCCAGAAAUCCCACAACCGAGCCACCCUCGCCACACUCGCUCUCUGCACCGCAUGGGUCAUUCCAGCCGUGUUCAUAAUUGCAGUAAACUGCGAACUCAACCGCCCCUGGAAAGGAUCCGGAGCACAAUGCGUAAAUCUGAUCCAACGCUGGCAAUUCAUCGUUGCACUAGACAUAACCACCGAACUGAUCAUCUUCGGCCUAGCUAUCGCCCUCCUCUGGGGACUGUUCAUGCCCUUUCAGCGCAAAUUCACUAUAGGGUUUGCAUUUUUGAUUCGACUGCCCCUAAUAAUCUUCUCCAUCUUUCACAUCUACACAAUCAACCGCAAAGUCCACUCCCCCGAUCCUACCCUCUCCGUCGUCAUACCCAUCAUCUGGGCGCAAGUAGAACUCAACUACGCUCUCGUGGCAUGCAGUGUCUUCUGUCUGCGACCAUUCAUGGCGGCUGAGACUGCCUACCAAACCGAAAGCUACGACUCCUACGAUAACCUUUCCAUGACCGCCUGA
Messenger RNA from Aspergillus ibericus CBS 121593, 891 nucleotides. RefSeq lists its product as uncharacterized. NCBI's taxonomy places the organism in Eukaryota, Fungi, Ascomycota, Eurotiomycetes, Eurotiales, Aspergillaceae. The record is from RefSeq and is a predicted model, not a curated record. The transcript has 6 exons. Bases 1 to 891 code for a protein of 296 amino acids.